CGGUCGAAGGACUUAUUGUCCCCGCGUAGACUUACCGGUGGCCAUAAUCAUAUAGCUGGCCGGCUCCACCCUUUGAUUUCCCAACUCCCUUUCAAAACCCCAAAAAUAUCACUAAAUACUAAAAAAAAACUAAUUUCUAAGCCACCACCGUCAAAUUGAAAAUACAGAGAGGGAGAGAUAGAGAUGGCGAUCAUUUAUGCGGUAGUGGCGAGGGGAACGGUGGUGCUGUCUGAGUUCAGCGCGGUGACGGGAAACACAGGGGCGGUGGCGAGACGGAUCCUGGAGAAACUUCCAUCGGAAGCUGAUUCAAGGCUUUGCUUCUCGCAAGAUCGUUACAUAUUUCACAUACUAAGAUCCGAUGGCCUCACUUUUCUCUGUAUGGCAAACGACACCUUCGGCAGGAGGAUUCCGUUUACGUACUUAGAGGACAUUCACAUGAGGUUCAUGAAAAACUAUGGACGGGUUGCCCACUAUGCGCCAGCAUAUGCAAUGAAUGAUGAAUUCUCAAGGGUCCUGCAUCAGCAAAUGGAAUUCUUCUCCAGCAAUCCUAGUGCUGAUACUCUCAGUCGCGUAAGAGGUGAAGUUGGCGAGAUCCGUACAAUUAUGGUAGAAAACAUCGAGAAAAUACUUGAGAGAGGUGACCGAAUUGAGCUUCUUGUUGACAAAACGGCAACAAUGCAAGAUGGUGCAUUUCACUUCAAGAAACAGUCCAAGGGCCUUCGAAGAGCUCUCUGGAUGAAGAAUGCUAAGCUCUUGGCCCUGUUGACAUGCGUGAUUGUUUUGUUGCUGUACAUAAUAAUUGCUGCUUGUUGUGGAGGCAUCACUCUACCUUCAUGCAGAUCUUGAGUCUCUGCUUUAUCGGUGCUGAAUUUCUGCUGAGGUAUGCUCAAAGAUCUGCGACAUCCAUAUAUGCAUAUUUCAUUCAAGGGGAGCUCCACUGGACUAUGAAAUUUUGACAUGUAUGUGGAAUCUAAACCUUCCCCAAGUGCCAGAAAUAGCACCAUAGAUUCCUACGCUGUUAUUGCAUGCGGUGUAUGUGAUAUUUAUUACAGAAAAGCCUCAUUUCUUGUUUUUUGUUGUUACUGGUCAUCUGUGAAUACACUGCAAAUUCCUUGAUUCUUGCUAUUGUGUAAUAUAGUGUUGAGUUUCAGAUUCA
Molecule: messenger RNA, 1156 nt
Organism: Populus nigra (black poplar)
Lineage: Eukaryota; Viridiplantae; Streptophyta; Magnoliopsida; Malpighiales; Salicaceae
Product: vesicle-associated membrane protein 714
Exons: 4
Coding region: 184-846 (220 amino acids)
Biological process (GO): vesicle-mediated transport
Cellular component (GO): membrane
Source: RefSeq, a predicted model, not a curated record